Messenger RNA from Nothoprocta perdicaria, 1142 nucleotides. It is a transcript of the gene HROB, whose product is annotated as chromosome unknown C17orf53 homolog. Bases 1 to 990 code for a protein of 329 amino acids. The record is from RefSeq and is a predicted model, not a curated record. The transcript has 8 exons. Gene Ontology annotation, biological process: recombinational repair. Lineage: Eukaryota; Metazoa; Chordata; Aves; Tinamiformes; Tinamidae.
AUGGGUAAGUGGGUGGAGAGGGUGGAUGGACAAGCGGGCAGGWUGGACAGACAGGCGGACAGCACGGAUGGACAAGGGGACAACAGGCUGGASGGCCCUUGGGUCUUGGCCGGCGGAGAGACGCCGGGCACGAGAUCCGCCUCGGAGCGCGCUCUGGAUCCGGUGCUCCGCAAGUGGCGUYUCCGUCUGCUUCAGCACCCCGGGAGGCGCCUGGAGGAGAUCCUGGUUUCCACUCCCCAGACUCCGGCUCACGGGGCCUUGGCGAAGCUGCGGGCCAAGGACCUGCCCAGCUCCCCGCCGCUCGCGGAGGAGGAUUUCGGGAAGGGCCCCUGGGUGGCCAUGAAGACGGAGCUGGGUCUGGAUGAGAGGGACCCCAGCUGCUUCCUGCGGACCUACAGCGUGGUCAUGGUGCUGCGCAAGGCAGCCUUGAAGCAGCUCCCGAAGAACAAGGUGCCCAGCAUGGCCGUGAUGAUCAAGACCCUGACGAGGAGCAACGUUGACGCUGGCGCGGUGUUCAGGGACCCGACCGGAGAGAUGCCGGGCACGGUGCACCGCGCGCUGCUGGAGGAGAGGCGCAGCGAGCUCAAGCCGGGCUCCGUGCUGCUCUUGAAGCAGGUGGGCGUCUUCUCCCCGUCCCACCGCAACCACUACCUCAACGUGACCCCCAACAACCUGCUCAAGGUCUACACGCCCGAGAGCGAGGGCAGCUCGGCGCAGACGGAGCAGCAGGCGGUCGCUGCCUGGGCUGGGUUAGACCGGGACCAUCCAGCCCAGUGUGUCCCUGUCCCCAAGGACGAGGGAUUGUCCCGGACAAACAGCCGCAGCUCCGAGCGGGCGCCCGGAGGCUUCUCGCUGCAGCCGGGGAGCUACGGGCCCCGGCAAGAAGAGCCCCUGGGAGCCGCCGGCUGCGACGUGGAUGACCUGGACGGGCUCCUGGGCGAGCUGCCCGAGGAUUUCUUCUCGGCGCCGGCGCAGGCCGAUGCCUGCUGAGCACAGGAGGGUCAGGGAGGCGGUCAGAGCGUCUCCGGCCUCCUCUCCACGUUCCCACUUCUGUGUCACCUUCCGUCUGGAGCCGAGAGCUGCACAGGCCUGGGGACCUGCAUGGACACAGAUUUGUCCCCUCCUUGUCCCCCUGCUGCUCC